AUGCUGAAGCAUUGCCCCAACGUGGGCACAAUCGAGAUCGACAGCAUCUGGAUGGAACCAUUUGCAUGGGAUAAUUUCCCGGAAAUACGUCAAGAUCAUCUCAAGUGUGCUAUUGUACCCUUGAUUUUCACUGCCAUUGGUGCCGGUAUUCGACCAACAUCGCUAUCUGUCAAUGGUCCCCUGAAUUCGACUAGCCUCGAAGUCUCACACAUUCCAAACUGGGAGCUUCUGGAUCUAAGUCGCGUCGAGAAGCUUGCACUCGAGUACGACGACGUGGAUGAAGAUGGCCAUGAUAACAGUCCCGAAUUAGCAACUGCUGACCUGGUCACCCACAUUCUAGCGAAAGACCUAGACAGCUUGAAAAGUUUGAAGCUUGAUUGUAUCUACGAGGUUCCCACCUCCGACGCUGCUCCGCUUCCCAAACUCAAACACCUCAGCCUCGUAUAUGCAGCGCACUUGGAUCCCAAACAUGUUCGCAGCUGGUUUCUCAGUAUGGAAGGGUUGGAAUGCAUUGACUUCAGCGGUGUCAGUUUCUGGAAUUCCCCGGGUAGCGAUUGGGGAUACGUAUUCGAGGCCAUUCGCGAUCACCCUAGUGCUAUCACAUUGGACUUUGAGAAUAUCAUUUCAUAUGGUUGGGGGGAGUUCUUGGCGCACACCCGUGUACUUCCCGGGCGGGAACUCGAGGAUCUCCCAAGAGAAAUUAAUGGAAGCGAUAUCAACGAGGAAGGGGAAGGUGACGAAGUUGAUGUAGAACAGAUGCUUUCGGAACUAGAUGUGGAUUUUGAGGAGUUUGUCGCUGGACGCCUAGCAUGA
This is a messenger RNA of Eremomyces bilateralis CBS 781.70, 813 nucleotides long. RefSeq lists its product as uncharacterized. The record is from RefSeq and is a predicted model, not a curated record. Bases 1 to 813 code for a protein of 270 amino acids. The transcript has a single exon. NCBI's taxonomy places the organism in Eukaryota, Fungi, Ascomycota, Dothideomycetes, Eremomycetales, Eremomycetaceae.